Messenger RNA from Paramuricea clavata, 2609 nucleotides. The record is from the annotation of a GenBank genome assembly. Lineage: Eukaryota; Metazoa; Cnidaria; Anthozoa; Malacalcyonacea; Plexauridae.
AUGGCGACUGGCCGAAUCAAUGUAGCUCCAAUGGCGCCAUUUGAUCCUAUGUCCGAUCCAAACUCUCUCAGUCAGCGCUGGAAAAAGUGGAAACGACGAUUUGAAACAUAUCUUGUUGCUCUGAAUGUGACUGAAAAGAAACAAAAGCGGGCUCUCUUGUUGUACCAAGCUGGCCAAGAGACUCAGGAUAUUUUUGAUACCCUUGUUGACAUCGGCGAAGACGACGACUAUGAUUCCGCUAUUGCUGCCCUCGAUACGUAUUUUUCACCUAAAAAACAUGUCGAUUUUGAAAUUUUUAAGUUUCGUGAAGCCAAACAACAACCACAUGAAACAAUCGAUCAGUUUUCAACUCGUCUUAGGAAGCUGGCGGCAACCUGUGACUCCGAAAAUAUCGACAAGGAAGUAAAAUCGGCCAUAAUUCAAAACUGUUUAUCGAAACGUCUACGACGCUACGCCCUGCUUGACUCGGCAGGGACCGCGGAGACGGGGGGGCUGGGGGGGGGGCUUUAGCCCCCCCCCCACUUUUUUUGACAGCCAAAAUUAUUAAAAUAGAAAUCUAAAUGAAACUUUCUAAAUUAAUUAAACCUUUUCUAGGCAUUUUUAACUUUCGCAUCUAAUUAAAAUGAAUAAGGGCUAAGCACCCCAUUAUGUGUACCUUACAUGAAGUUCCCGUCAACACAGCCACGUGCUCCGAAACGAAAUUAUUAUUUAUAUUCAUAUGGUUUUUGCAAAGUUUCCGCAAUGGAGUUGAAACUGCCUUUAUUUUUACUUUUUCUUGUGGGAAUAUCUAAUGCAAACUUAGUGAUUUCUAGUGUGACAUCCAGUUUUGAAACAUCAGAAAGUGCGUGCUUCAUGAGUUCAGUUGAAAGUGAUUGUUUAUUUGUUUACCGCCGUAUUAAAUAUAGCUGUGGACAUCCUGGAUCAUUCAACCCCGCUGUCAUAACGAACAAAGAAGCUCAUAUGGUCUAUGGCAACAUGAAUAAUGCAGCUGGAACUUCGCAAACGUCUAGCUUCGGAAAAAAGAAAACGACGAAAAUUUCAGACUAUUUUUUCAAGAAUGAACAAGCAUCUGUUUCGGAAACAGGUGAGUUUAUGAUAUAUUUGUGGUUUGCUCACUCUCGCUUCAUAAACGUCGUUUACGAGCGUGUUUUAAUUUUAGUUGUUUGUCAGUGUUCUGAGUAAUGAGCUGCUUGCCUUAUACGAUAGUUGUCCGAUUAAUUCAAGGUUGCUUUUUCUUUCAAAACAUUUUAGUCCCUCCACCUGUAACAACGUUGGGCCCAAUCACUGCGACGACGAAUGAAAUGACAGUUACAACGUCGAUGAUUGAGGAAUUGCCUUGCGCUUCCGAACAACCGCAGAUACAGGUAGAGCAUAAUCAUCCUGCAACUCAAGCUGAACAAGUUAAUGUGAACAUGACACAACAAAAACCAUUCCAACCAAUAAAUUUCAACUUUCCGAGGAAAAGAUAUGGCAAACAGACCCGCUCAUUUCAGUCAAAGUGGUUUACAGAGUUUCCGUGGCUUCACUACAACGAACAAAACGAUUCUGCGUUGUGUUUUAUUUGUGCACAACAACAUGAAAAAUUGAAUCUUCGCACGGCAAGAAACAAAGAGUAUGCCUUUAUUUCAGACGGCUUCUCUAACUGGAAAAAGGCUUUGACACGGUUUAAGGAACAUCAAAUCUCUGAAUGUCAUAAGACAGCCGUUGAGUACCAUUUAAUUCCGAAAACAUGUGGAAACGUACUUGAAAUGUCAAGCCAUGAUGCAAAAAAGACAAUGCAAACAAACCGUCUGUGUUUAAUUAAAAUCAUAGGAAGCUUGCGGUACCUUGCUCGACAAGGGCAACCCAUACAGGGCGACACAGAUGACGAAUCGAACUUCAUUCAACUUCUUAAAUUGAGGGGAAGUGACGAACCUCUCAUUUUAAGGUGGUUGGAGAGGAAAGGCGAGAAAUAUACAUCACAUGACAUUCAAAAUGAAAUAAUAGCGAUCAUGGCAAAUCACGUUAUCCGUGAUAUUGUGUCUGACAUUGGAAACGGAUUUUUCUCUAUCAUUAGUGAUGAAUACACAGAUGUAAGUAACAAGGAACAACUCACAAUAUGCAUUCGAUGGGUGGAUAAGCAUCUAAAUCCUCACGAAGAUUUCUUUGGAUUUUUUAACAUACCUAAUAUAAGUGCUGAGACAAUAGUUACAGCUAUAAACGAUGUAUUAGUUCGACUGCAGUUAUCAUUAGCUAAUUGCAGAGGGCAAUGCUAUGAUGGAGCCAGUAAUAUGCUUGGGUCAAAAAGUGGCGUAGCCAAGAGAAUUCAAGAACUUCAGCCCAAAGCUCAUGCAACUCACUGUCAUGGUCAUUCAUUAAGUCUGAGUGUGAAGGACACAACGAAAAACUGUAAGGUGAUAUCAAAUACUAUGGAUACAGCAAAAGAGAUUGUGACCCUAAUAAAGUUUUCUCCAAAACGUGAAAAUCUACUGGGAGAAAUACAAAAAAACCUCGAAGAAGGAGAACUGGCAACACAUGGCAUAAUAAAGCUGUGUCCUACAAGAUGGACAGUACGCGCAUCAUGUUUCCAACGAAUCCUGGACAAUUAUUCAGCUCUUCUUCAACCAUAG